CUAUCAGUGUACAGUGGGUACAAAAAGUAUUGAGACCCCCUUAAAAUGUUCACUCUUUGUUAUAUUGCAGCCAAUUACUAAAAUCAUUUAAGAUCUUUUUUCUUUUAAAUUAAAAAAUAAAAACUGAAAUAUCACAUGGUCAUAAGUAUUCAGACUUGUCUGUGACACCCAUAUUUAACUAAGGUGCUGUCCAUUUCUUCUGAUCAUCCUUGAGAUUGUUCUACACCUUCAUUUGAGUCCAGCUUUGUUUGCAUACUGAUUGGACUUGAUUAGGAAAGCCACACUACAGCUCACAGUGCAUGUCAGAGCAAAUGACAAUCAAAGCAACUGCCUGAAGAGCUCAGUGGCAGAAUUGUGGCAGGGCACAGAUCUGGCCAAGGUUACAAAACCAUUUCUGCUGCACGUAAGGUACCUAAAUGCACACAAUGGCCUCCAUAAUCCUUAAACGGAAGACGUUUGGGAUGACCAUGACUCUUCCUAGAGCUGGCUGUCUGGCCAAACUGUGAUGUUGGCGAGAAGAGCCUCUGAGAGAGAGACGAAGAAGAACCCAAAGAUCACCGUGGCUGAGGAGAAAGUUGCAGAAAGUCAACCAUCACUGCACCCCUCCACCAGUCGGGGCUUAAUGGCCGUGCCCCAACUCCUCAGUGAAAGAGACAUGAAAGCCUGCAUGGAGCUUGCUAAAAAACAACUGAAGGACCCCAAGAUGGUGAGAAAUAAGAUUCUGUGGUCUGAUGAGACAAAAUUAGAACAUUUUGGCCUCAAUUCAAAGUUGUAUGUGUGGCCGUCAGACUGGGUCAAAGGUUCACCUUGCAACAAGACAAUGAUCUUAAGCACAGCUAAAAUAACAGUGGCUUCAUAACAACUCCAUGACCCAGCCAGAGUCCCAACUUAAACUUAAUUGAGCAUCUCUGGACAAACCUGAAAAUGACUGUCCACCAACAUUUACCAUCCAACCUGACAGAACUGGAAAGGAUCCCCAAAUCCAGGUGUGAAAAACCUGUUGCAUCAUUCCCAAAAAGACUCAUGGCUGUAUUAGCUCAAAAGGGUGCUUCUACUAAACACUGAGCAAAGGGUCUCAAUAUGUAUGACCAUGUGAUAUUUGAGUUUUUCUUUAAUAAAUCUGCAAAAAAUGUCCGUAAUUCUGUUUUUCUGUCAAUAUUGGGUGCUGUGUGUACAUUAAUAAGAAAAAAAUGAGAGCAAAUGAUUUUAGCAAAUGGCUGCAAUUUUGAAAAAUUUAAGGGAGGCUGAAUACUUUCCGCACCUACUGUAUGUCUUUCUUUUGGCCGUCUAUCUUUCUCACUUUCUCACAGCUGUACUAAGGAGAGCUCUCCAGUACUACACCUAUCUUAAAAGUAAAUCACUAAGUGUGAGUGUGUUUGCAUAAGGCAAGGUACACUUAAAAUAAAAAUAAUAAUGUAAAAACAUGGAACAAAGCCAGAAGUCCCAUCUUACCAUGGGUCUUUACACCAGGUAUUGGUUGGCUAUUUGGCUGGCUCUCAUUGUGCUGUAUAUUGCACACUACUUUUUGCCACUACAGCCUUAAGAUAUGUGUAAAUAAAUUGUGCUAGUGUAGAUAUAACAUUUUUAGAUUAGAUUUGUUAUGAUAGCCUUACAGAAAGCAGGAAAUGCUCCCUUUGCACCUAUCAAAAGUUCCUUAAUGUCAAAGUCAGCACUAUUACUGUACACUGAAAGAAUAUUUCAGUUUAAAUAGUAUUUAAAUCAACUGUCAGUGUCUGGAACUGCUGGUGCAACCAGUAUGGCACGUUUAUGGCAGAGUAAGUCCGUCUAAGUUUCUAUACAACAUCUGCUACUGUACCUGUACCUUCUUGUUGUAGUGGUAAACCAUACAGUAAAACGUGAGCAGUUUCGAAACCAUCUACUGGACUUUACUGAUCUUGUACUUUGCAUUUGUUGCCAAAGCCCCAUUUUGGGGUUGUGCCCUAGAAUUGCAUUAUUGGUGCUAGAAAUGGGGCUGGGUACUGCAUUUACACCCCUUGAAGAACAGCAGAAGGGACAGAUGCUCUGUCUGUCUGUACAGGGGUUCCAAUUUUGCAUUAAUCUACAGUUUACAUUUCAAGCCUGUAUUGAAAUUUUGAUUUUAGGACAGUAGUCAACAAAAAGGCAGGUUCUAACCAUAUGUGUUCAAUUUUAAUAAGACAGAACAACUAUGACAGCAGUGUUUCCAUAAAGGUUUUAUUGAAAUGCUAUGUAUAAACAAAUACUUACAGAGAACAGUAUUGGUUUUCUUGACUUUACUUUUCUUCUUUCCAGGUCAAUAAUUUUGUGGUGUUUGAGGGCUUCUUUCUCAACCGAGCAGGCUCACCGUCCUCUCUUAUGGCUCAGGGGAUGUACAGCUUUUUCAGCCCAGCUGAGAAAGGUUCCCCUAAAAAAGACGGAUGGAGAGAUCAAACCCUACUCUUUACUGGAAAGAGAAGGUAAACACUUGUCGGUGCGUCAGGAGCAGAGGGCACUUCCGUGGCCAUUUGCUCCUCCUCACUCCCCCCAGCUGUUGGUAUCCUCCCAGUUCUCCCACCCCCAGAGUACAGCGUCCUCCCCCAGCAAGGCUGCCACUCGAUCGGACCCAGCGUCUGCCCUUGGGAGCAGCAGGGAGCAGAGCCCACAGUCCCCGUUAAUCGAGCGCUGCAGGGCAAGACGCACCAACCAACGGUGUCUAGUUGCCAAAUGCGUCCUCUACAGUCGACACAUGGACAGCAGAGAUGUUGGGCCGAUGGAGGGACACUUGCCAGGUGUGAGACCAGUGGGGGAUAAGUCACACACAGACACACACAGCUUGUCCAGUACUCAUACACUACAAAGCAGGUCCCAGGCGCUUUUACCUUUGUCUGCAUCCAAGGAUGGCAUUCGCAGCCUGACAUUUCUGAGCAGCAAAGACACACAUCUGGAUACAAAAUCUAAACACAGUUGUUCUAAAGGGGUGACACAGCCUCUAGCAGGAAACAUGUUUGUUAACCAGAGAGUAAUGGAGCGGAAGAGCCAGACAAGCCAACAAGGCUGGUCGUGGACUGUAGGAGAGAACUGCUGCACUGCCCAGUCUGUGAAGCAAAAACAGGAAUACAGAGGCACCAGGCCCUGGUGAUCUGGAACGUUACUGACUGCUUGGUAUGGAAUUCUAUCAAGGUAAAUCAGUAAUAAAUACAAUGAUUGAUCUUUAACUUCUGUUUUAGUCCAAUUAUUUCAUUGUUAAAAAAUAAUUUCAUCACUUUUGGCGAGGCAUUAAUUUGUGGCAUCGCAUAUGGAAACUACAAAAACACAAAUGGUCUAUUUUUUUUUGUUGUUCUUUUGAGCCACAAUUCAAAAGCGAUGUCUGAUUUUCAUUGGUUAAUUCUUAGUCAUUUUUAUUUAUUACUUGUGUUACUUUCUAGAUACUUCCAUGACCAUUGUGGGUUUUUCUUUUCAUUAUGACAUAGAACCACAAAUUUUGCCCACAUGUGUAACUCAGAGAUCAACAGACUAAACUACUAGAAAGACAGUGGUUUGAACACAUGAAACCUACAUAUCAUAAAAGACACAGUUUACACUAAAAAGAACCUUGAGUUGCUUGAAUCACAAAUGCUAAACCAGUGACAUUCAGGUCUCCCCAUAAAAGCAAGGCACCGGGUCAAGAAGCAAUUAGCAUUGAAUUUAUAUUGUUUUCUUUUAUAUCAGUAAAUCCACUCUUUGAAAUGAUUUGUUAGCCUUUUGGCCUCUGGUCGAUCCUGUCUUUCUAAUGAAAACUAAUAUUUCAUUAGUGCAAAGCAGAAAACUUACAGAGUGUGGUGGGAAUGUGGUUGAAUUAACUUUAUCUUAUUAAUAGAACAGAUUAAUUACUAUGGCUCCUUUUCUGGUUAUAAAAUCAGCUCAGAGUCCUUUUCAAACGAGCCCUCCCCAACUUUUCAACCCAUACUACCUACUAAAAAGCUUUAUAAGGCUCAGGGAGGACAACAGACAAGGCCCAAGGUAGAACAGACGGACACUCUUGGUGCUGAUGCCCUCGGGUCAUGGCAUCCAAGUCUGUCUGGAGAGGCAGCUCAAGAUCAUACAUAGGCCAUAUGUUUCUCCUAAAGCUAAAAUGCUUAAAUGUAAAGCUACAAGAUUUUUCUUGUGGGUCUGCUCCCUUGUCAGCAAGUCUGGAUUUCAACUGCUCUGCAAUUGAACAUGUCAACUAUAUCUUGUGUCAGCAAGGGCGUGUCUGCUGGGAUUAUAGGAUAGUUAAUAAAGACUCAGGACUUUAAUAAAGACUGAUACUGUGCCUAUAAAGGUUAGGGUUAUGGCUGUAUAAUGAAGCGCAGCUCAGUCAGUGGCAGCAAACAGUGACAGGUAUUAUCCCAUUUGAAAUUUGUUCCUCACAACAUUGUGUCAUUUAUAGUUGUUGGUAUAAUUUUGUUUAAAUCUUUACUCAGUGACCAACAUACUGUAUAUGUUUGUAAGAUAAGUUAAUAGAACUUAUUAAGUUAAUAAAAAGAGAAGACACUGAC
Messenger RNA from Betta splendens (Siamese fighting fish), 4475 nucleotides. It is a transcript of the gene atat1, whose product is annotated as alpha tubulin acetyltransferase 1. Gene Ontology annotation, biological process: alpha-tubulin acetylation. The transcript has 7 exons. Gene Ontology annotation, cellular component: microtubule. Bases 2207 to 3097 code for a protein of 296 amino acids. The record is from RefSeq and is a predicted model, not a curated record. NCBI's taxonomy places the organism in Eukaryota, Metazoa, Chordata, Actinopteri, Anabantiformes, Osphronemidae. Gene Ontology annotation, molecular function: tubulin N-acetyltransferase activity.